AUGGCCUCACCACUAACAGACAAGGCCAACGAUGUCGCAAAGGAGCCUCUACCCACUGGCUGCAACCCGUUAAACGCCAACCCAGGCGAACUGUUGAGCAAACGCAGUCCAGCAGAUACUGAAGCAGGGGAAGAGCCAAAGAAGAAAGAAGAGAGGGAUUCAAGUCUGAAGAUUAAGAUCGAACUCGAUCUUGAUGUGGAAAUUCAUCUAACAGCGAGGACCAAAGGUGAUAUUACUAUUGGGUUGUUGUAG
Messenger RNA from Aureobasidium subglaciale EXF-2481, 252 nucleotides. RefSeq lists its product as uncharacterized. The transcript is spliced from 2 exons. The record is from RefSeq and is a predicted model, not a curated record. Bases 1 to 252 code for a protein of 83 amino acids. NCBI's taxonomy places the organism in Eukaryota, Fungi, Ascomycota, Dothideomycetes, Dothideales, Saccotheciaceae.